CUUUCCGUUUGGCUGUCAUUCGGGGAGCUCAGUGUUUAUGUGCGUACGCGCGUUGCGAGGGCGUUUUCAGAUCGCAUGUGUUCAUGCUGCAUGCGCUUGUGUACUCGUACGUAAAUGUUCAUUGCAUCCUGAAUACCCGCGAUAUAUUGUGCGAUAGGAUUUACACGAGCAGGCGGCGGUGGAUUUUUUCACCCCUCUCCAAGUGGUCCGGGAGGCGAAGAGAGGAAAUGUCAUCAAAAAGUUCCAGCACCUACGGGGACGACGGUGUCUCCCGGCCGGCUAAGGGUUUUGCCAGGCGGGGGGCCGUGCGCCAGAAAGUCGUGCACGAAGUCCGUAGCCACAAGUUCAUCCCGCGGUUUUUCAAGCAGCCGACAUUUUGCAGCCACUGCACGGAUUUCAUAUGGGGUUUUGGCAAGCAAGGAUUCCAGUGCAGCAUUUGCUCGUUCAGUGUACACAAGCGGUGCCAUGAAUUCGUCACGUUUGAGUGUCCAGGAUCAGACCAGGGGGCUGACUCUGACGACCCCAAGAGCAAGCACAGUUUUAGACUCUACACCUACAGCAGCCCCACUUUUUGUGACCACUGUGGCUCGCUGCUGUAUGGCCUGAUCCGUCAGGGAAUGAAGUGUGAAUCAUGUGAUAUGAACGUGCAUAAACGAUGUGAGAAGCUGGUUCCCAACCUAUGUGGGUCUGAUCAUACGGAGCGUCGUGGACGCAUCGAGCUGAACAUCAAGUGUGAUGGCGCACAACUUCAAGUUGACGUAUUGUCAGCCAAGAACCUGAUCCCGAUGGAUCCCAAUGGUCUGUCAGACCCCUACGUCAAGUUGAAGUUGAUCCCGGACGACCACGGCAAGAGCAAGAAGAAGUCCAAGAAGAUCAAGGGCACUCUCAACCCUGAGUUCAAGGAGAGCUUCACCUUCAAACUCAAAGAGGAGGAUAAGACUCGGAGAUUACUCAUCGAGGUAUGGGACUGGGACCGCACCUCCCGCAACGACUUCAUGGGCUCCCUGUCCUUUGGCGUGUCGGAGCUCAUGAAGAACAGCAUGCAGGGCUGGUUCAAGUUGCUGAACCAGGAUGAGGGCGAGUACUACAACGUCCCUGCUGUGGCCGAGGACAUCAGUAUAAGUGAACUGCAAGAGAGGAGAAAGCAAGAGAAGAUAUCGAGCAACUUUGAAAACAAACUGUCCAUCAGGAAGGACCUGUCCCUAUCGCACUCUGGCGACAUGGUCCGGGCCAGCGAUUUCAACUUCAUCACAGUACUCGGCAAGGGCAGCUUCGGCAAGGUAAUGCUGGCAGAGAAGAAGGGCACCGAGGAGCUCUAUGCAAUCAAGGUCCUGAAGAAGGACGUCAUCGUCCAGGACGACGACAUCGAGUGCACCAUGACAGAGAAGCGGGUGCUGGCCCUGGACGGUAAGCCCCUCUUCCUGACACAGCUCCACUCGUGUUUCCAGACGGCCGAUCGGCUCUACUUCGUCAUGGAGUACGUCAACGGCGGCGACCUCAUGUUCCAGAUCCAGAAAGUGGGCAAGUUCAAGGAGCCGCACGCCGUAUUCUACGCAGCGGAGAUAUGCAUCGGGAUUCUCUACUUGCACAGCAAAGGCGUGAUAUACCGUGACCUGAAGCUGGACAACGUGCUGCUGGACUCGGAGGGGCACAUCAAGAUUGCCGACUUCGGCAUGUGCAAGGAAGACAUGACGGAGGAUAAGACCACCAGGACGUUCUGCGGGACUCCGGACUACAUCGCGCCGGAGAUUGUAGCCUUACAGCCUUAUGGAAAGGCCGUGGACUGGUGGGCGUACGGUGUACUACUCUACGAAAUGCUAGCAGGCCAGCCCCCAUUUGAUGGCGAAGAUGAAGAUGAGCUGUUCCAGUCAAUUAUGGAGCACAACGUGUCCUACCCCAAGUCCAUGUCUAAAGAGGCUAUCUCCAUCUGUAAAGGGUUUCUGACCAAGCACCCUGCGAAGAGACUAGGCAGUAGUCCCAACGCCAGCAAGGACAUCCAGGAGCACUCAUUCUUCAGGCGCAUCGACUGGGGCAAGCUGGUCGACCGGGAGGUCCAGCCUCCCUUCGUUCCCAAGAUUAAAGGGGCGCACGACGUCAGUAACUUUGACAAGGAGUUCACCCGCGAGGAACCCACGCUGACCCCGACCGACAAACUCUUCAUCAUGAAUCUAGACCAGACCGAGUUCGACGGCUUCACUUACACCAACCCCAACUUCGUCACACGUUAAGUCAAGAUUUGGUGCAUUUUGGGUUCGGUCUGUGGGUCGUAUGAGUUUCCCCCACAGCUGACAAAUGUAGAUUAUCACUUGUAAAAAAUAAUGGAGAAGAAAAUAACGAAAUUAUACAUUUUAAGACUAAUGUGAUCUGAUGCUGUGUAGGUAGAUCAGAAAUGCCUUCUAUACAUAAAUGAAUACAUAUCUAUGCCUUGCAUUGGCUAUGUUAUUAAUGCGUUACAGUUAAAAACUGGCAGGAUACUUGAUGAAAUAUCACUUCUUGCCGUGUUAUACACGCAUUCUGUUUGACCAUGCUAUAUGCCACUCUCAAGGAAAUUAAGGCGAGGGUGUAUGGUCAAGUACUUGUUGACUGUCUUGGUAUGAACAGGGGUAGGAAAUAACCAAAUUGUGGCUUGGAGUCCCAAAGACCAGUCACAGAAACAGACCAACAGGAAAGGUUAGAAUUCUGAUUUCUGUCACGCCUAACUUUUUCAAAUUUAGGAAAACUUCGAAUCGUUCACCAACAAUAACACAUCUCUCAGGUGCACAUCCGGGGGGUGGGUAGUCACCCCCCUCCCAUUGCUUGGGGCCGGGAGCUACGUUGGAAGACACCCUAAUAAGUAAACCAUAAGGGUCUUAUUUUGCGUGAACGGUCAGGCACAAAACAAACAGAGUAAAUGGCUUUACCGACGGCGACAAGUAUGUAGUCGUCCCCGUGAUCCCCCUAACAGUGUCUUGGGUUCGUCCCUGUUACUUCAUUCCAAGUAUAUCAAAUAGUGGUAUUUAAUCUAUGUUUCUGUGGCUGUCUCAAUAACUAGUAAGAGACAGUAAACAUUACCAAAUGAGUCCAAAUCUGGAAGUCAAGAAAGCAUAAAUAGUUUCCUUUGGUUACCGCCGUGCUUGUCACCUGAUUUAUACGUCUCUUUCUCUGAUAGAAAAGCAUUGAAUUUUUUUUCACACUAUCUCAUUUAAUAGAAAUGACCUCAGACUGUAUCCACUCUCAUCUAGGUUUGUAAAUUACUUACAUUCCAAUCGUUUUCUUUUGAAUAUUCUGUUGUAUAUACUUCUUGUCCCUUUGACGAAAAUCUCAGCAGUACUUUUAGUUUUUAACUUAACGUAGUCAAACUUCACGCUGAUAUAUUUCAUUUUGCAUGGACCGCUGGAUUUCUCAAGAUCUACAUGUACUACUCUGCCUUGCAUAACACAAUUCCGAAGUGCGAUGACUUUCAUUUUUUAACAAGAAUUCAUAUUAUGUGAUAAUGGGUUUUCGCCUCAUAUCGUCAUAAAACUUGCCUGCACCAUCCCUUCAUUUAUUUCGACUAACCAACGAAUUAAGAUUCGAGUGACAUAUCACGUGAACAUUACUGUGAAGUUGUAGAUUUACUUAUUCUGUUUGUAUAGAAUUUACGUGUGCUGAGAAAUCAAGUAAGAUUCGGAAAUUCCAAUUUUUGCAUUGAAUUCCAAAUAAUAUUGCCUUGUAGGUCAUACUUUGUUGAAUGCGUAUUCAAGACAAAAAUGAAAUUUUAUUUUAUCUUGUGCAUUUUGAAGUGUCUGCGUUUGUAUUAAACAAAUCAGAAGGCAAGGGCAAAUUGUUUCCACAUAUAUAAUCGGUGCUUUGUGAGUUAAAAUUAUAGAAAAGUGUGGAUUGUAAUGUUUCUGGUAAAUUUAAAAAAUGAAUUAGCUGCAUUCGUGAGUAAUGUAUUAUUCAUCGUUGAACUGUAAACUUAACCUUGAUGUACUCAAACCAGAACUGAGAGUUUCCCGCCAGCCUCAUAAUUAUUAACCGGCCGAACGUCACGUUGUUUUCUGACUGGUUAAAGCCCAAUGUUUCCUCAACUUGUAAGGUUACUCGGCGAACCACUUCGUACUCCAAAAGCACCAAAUUAUGUAGGAUAAUCAAUCAGCCGGGGGAUGGGGGGUGAGGACUGGGAAUAUUUUUGGUUUUUGAAAAUGAUCGCUGAGCAUCUGCUGGUCAUUUUGACUUCCAAAAUAAAUAAAAUUCUUUGACGAUUCUGAAGACAAACCAAUGCAUUAAAUUCGUAACCCUUUGAAAAUAGUCCAUACAUGCACUCAACAUAGGCGUUUGUAAACGCAUUGUACAGAUGUCAACUAACUUUAAUUUCAGUUAAGUUGUUGAUGAGUUAAUUUGGUUGACUCAGAUUUCUGAUUUUGUCUUGGACUGUCGCAACUGAUUGCAACUUUCUACCCGGCGGGUAAUCUAGUAGUCGUAAAAAGUGGGAUACUUGUCAUUUUAUUUGUUUGCGCUUUUUGAAAACUCCAUGCAUUUUGAAAUGGCUAAGGUCUUUUAUGUCUUCAUUGUGACACGUGUGACUCGUGUCCUGCAUAAAAUGUUCCUAGAUAAUUUCAAUAGACUGUACAAAGAUGUAUCGUGUUUCCAAAUUGUACAUGACUAUGGCGUCACUAUGCAUUACUGUAAGCAGAGCUGUCCAUAGAGAGAGUAGCGCCAGCCUCAGGUUUUGGAAACAAAAUGGCUCUUCAUAAUGUGUGCAGCAGCAGGGCAUUGUAUAUUCACUGGCGCAUACACCUGCCAGUUUGUUUCCAACAGUAUGGUGACACUCAUGUCGCAACUGUCUGUAUACACGGCUCUGUUAUUAAGCAGGGUUGAAUUGUAAAAGAUACACCCUUUCAUCUGUAACUGAGCGCGCAACUCUGUUACUGCCCAUUCUGGUUGUAUUUUUACGGUACAUUAUAAAACAAAAAUUCACUUUGGGACUGAAUCAAAUCCCGUGGUAACUCGCAGCAUUCAAAUUCCCAAAAUGGUGUAUUUCCUUAUAUACAUGGUGAAUUCAUCUGUGUCUCUUUUCCAUAUCUCUCCUAGCUUUGAUGAUUGCGUCUUUGCAGACUUACGUCUUGCCGUUCAGGUACAGAAUACUGAAUGCACAUGAUUUACCUAAGCAUUUUGUGCAAGAAGCGCGGUUAAUGCAUAUCUUACAUAACACUUCAACACUUGGUGAAGCUUGUUAAGCGUGCUACGAAGUACGUGUUAAGCUUCAAACUUUUGGCAUCAUGAACCAGAUAUGCCGUUUUCAGGCAAACAUUCGUCCAAUCAUUCACUUGCGCUAUUUUGACGCGUCUGAGACUUCACUACCAAAACUGAUUAGUGAACUCAUGCUGAAUUCGUUAUUUUGAUAUGGGAGCUAAAACGCGCGUAUCUGCCAUUAUAUUGUUGGUAAUUCGUUCCAUUACACAGGCUGAAUUAUUCGUAGGUAGCGUCAGAUGUGAAAGAAACCGCUUUUAUUUUGUCGUCUGCAUAGUCAACUACCUUGACUAUUAAUCCAGAGUUGAGCUUUUAUUUUGUUUGGGGCGUUGUAUAGUUGCGGUUGUACAGAUACAUAAGAGAGGAACUCUGAUAGCGGUUUUUGCUGAUAUAUACCAAUUGCUUUGUAUAAUUCUGCACCUUCUUUCAAUGCAUGCCUUUCAGGUCAUCAUUUGCCUCUGUAUUUCAGCACUUAAACCUUUACUGAUUUCGUAAGUGUGUAGUCAAAUAAUAGGUGACUGAUAUCGUAAUUAGGAUGGGAGAUUUUUGUAAACGCCUUGACCAUUUUAGAUUACAAACAGAAUAACUUAUAUAAGAAACAUUUUUACAUUAUUGAUAUUAUAUAUAUCGUGAACUAUAAUUGAUUUUUUGGAGUGUAAUGCUUGGGUGAGUGGAUCAAAGAUACUGCUGUAAAUGAAAUAAUCCUAUACUAUUGUGUAAAUUUAAUUGGUUGUUUAUAUUUUGGAGUUGAAAUUAUUUUAAUAACCUAUAAGCUUGAUAGAGAUAUAGAUUUUUUUCUUUUGUGGAAAAUUUCAUUUCUAUAAGAACACUGAUUACAUGGUGUUGUUCAGUGUUAUUCUUAGAAGCAUACCUGAGUGAGCGUCCCUCACGAAGUUGGCCAGCAUCCCAACAUAGCUGGGUUUUUGCUCCGAGAUUUCUGUCUUUGGCUAAGAAGUCUUUUGGUGGUACUUUCCACUCUCAGACUUGAAUUUGUAUUUUAAUACUAAUUCUGAUUUUUGGAAUUGGUACUUUUAUUCUAUAAAUACAUGUAGUUAGAAUUGGGCAGGAAGCCUUUGAAUACAUUGUUGAAGGAAUUACCAAUGAAAGUUCAAAGUUCACUUCAUGUAAAAUUUUGUCCAAUUUUAUUGAACAUCAAAUUAUUCUGCUCAUUCACGAAUUGAAGAAGCAAAAUGUAGCCGUGAUGUAUUUAAAAACAUUUUGACAAUGGAUGUAACUUUUGUUAUCAUUUAUAGUGCUUCAUUGAUUUUGUUUCUGCCAUUGCCACUGGCAUUCCCUUUGCAUAUCAUUGAUUGGAUUAUUGUACGCGUUUCGUUAACCCCAAAGUUUGCUGAUGUUACGAGACGAAAAAUUCAAUAAGGCAUCAGAUUUUAUGGCAUGCUAUACAUGUAUGCUUGUAACAAUGACGCUGAACAGCUAUUUGUGUAGGGUUGUAGAGGGAGAAAAUAGUACUAUAUCAAGACAUCGUGCAUACAAAAAUGAUACAAUAUUCUUAAUUCAAAUUAAACUCAACAUUGAUGAACUUAUUCCAAACUUAA
Acanthaster planci (crown-of-thorns starfish) is the source of this 6767-nucleotide messenger RNA. Its product is annotated as protein kinase C beta type-like. The record is from RefSeq and is a predicted model, not a curated record. Lineage: Eukaryota; Metazoa; Echinodermata; Asteroidea; Valvatida; Acanthasteridae. Gene Ontology annotation, cellular component: cytosol. Gene Ontology annotation, biological process: intracellular signal transduction; phospholipase C-activating G protein-coupled receptor signaling pathway. Gene Ontology annotation, molecular function: protein serine/threonine kinase activity.